AUCUUUAAAUACGACGAAGAAGACGCUUUUCCGGGGGCGCCAAAUCCGGAGCAGACAAACACAACACCAAACUCAACACCAAACUCACACAAGUCGCCGUGUAAACAGUCAUGGAUCUCAGUCCCUUUGAAACAGACAACUCUGUCAGCUGCCGGCUGGCUUCUCAGAUCCCAGAUGUCUGCAAGACGGAGGACUGUUGUUUGGGCAUUGAUGAGGCAGGCAGGGGGCCUGUGCUGGGGCCCAUGGUGUAUGGAAUAUGUUUCUGUCCAGUUUCCAAAAAGGGGGACCUGAAGAACUUGAAAGUGGCAGAUUCAAAGACCCUAACAGAGGCCGAGAGAGAGAAGCUUUUCCAAAACCUGGAUGAAGCCAGAAAUUACGUGGGCUGGGCACUGCAGAUUCUCUCCCCCAACACAAUCUCCACCAGCAUGUUACAGAGGACAAAAUACAACCUGAAUGCUCUUUCACAUGAUACAGCGAUUGGUCUAGUGCAGUAUGCCUUGGACAGUGGAGUACAGCUAAAAGAGGUUUAUGUGGACACAGUCGGCCCAGCAGAGAAGUAUGAGGACAAACUGUCCAAGCUGUUCCCAGGUAUUGACGUGACUGUGAGGCCAAAGGCUGACUCCCUCUUCCCCAUUGUCAGUGCAGCCAGUAUCUGUGCGAAGGUUGCCAGGGAUCGUGUUGUAAAAGGCUGGAACUUUGCUGAGGACCUGGGAGAGGUGGAUGCAGAUUACGGCUCAGGAUACCCGAAUGACCCCAAGACUAAAGCGUGGCUGCUGAAGUACCUGGACCCAGUGUUUGGUUACCCUCAGUUUGUGCGAUUUAGCUGGAGCACUGCCCAAACCCUGAUGGACAGCAACGCAGUGACUGUUCACUGGGAUGAUGAUGAGGAGGAUGGUGAGAAGUCAGCACAGCGGCAAAAAAACAGGUCCAUGUUGUCCUACUUUGGUGCUUCAGCUGGAGGUAACGACCAAAAUCCAACGCACCAGACACACCGCUUCCUCACUGAGCGGAGGCUGACGAGCCUCAACACACUCUGAAGACAUUAAAGGACAUGCACAUGCAUACUGGGAAUCAUAAGCUUAUCGUGAGAUCUUCAUAUACAACCAAACUGUUUUGUGUUUGGCACGGGUCUGCAUGCACUUGAAUGAAACAUUGCUGGCAUCUGAUGUUUGUAUCGCCAAUGCAAACUUGAAACAGUCUUUAUUUGCUCUGUUUUUGCUUAUUUUUGCUACAUAAAAAUAAUGUUUAAAUCUAA
Molecule: messenger RNA, 1255 nt
Organism: Seriola aureovittata
Lineage: Eukaryota; Metazoa; Chordata; Actinopteri; Carangiformes; Carangidae
Gene: rnaseh2a
Product: ribonuclease H2, subunit A
Exons: 8
Coding region: 111-1037 (308 amino acids)
Biological process (GO): DNA replication, removal of RNA primer; mismatch repair
Cellular component (GO): ribonuclease H2 complex
Molecular function (GO): RNA-DNA hybrid ribonuclease activity; RNA binding
Source: RefSeq, a predicted model, not a curated record